GAAUCGCGCGCGCUCGGAGCUUGUCGGGGCAUGUUCCGUUGUGUUUGGCGCUAGAUUUGCAAUCUGAAGACAACAAAGUCCAAGAUUUUGUUUUUGUAUUCACACCGUGGCAGGUUUCUAGGAUAACUCAAGAAUUGUCUACUUUUGACUGCAUGAAAACCUCACGUAUGAUUGGUUGAAACUGUUGUUCACAUACUGUCCAUGCUGUAAAGAUCAGGAAUAGUUUGUUCAUGGAUGUUCCAAUCUUCCUAUGAUGGAUGCAGAGAACUCCUCUGUAACUGAAAAGACAAGUUAUAUGCAAGAUUUGAAAGAUCAGUGUGAAGGGCUAUGGCUCCACAUCCACCAAACCCAUGCACGUCUCAGAAGCAGAGCCGAAAACAUGACCUGCUUUUUGCCAGGGGAAGAAAAUCUGGAGAAGAUUCAUGAAGAAAUCCUUAAAGCGAAGGAGAAGAGACUGCAAGCAGAAUACGCAGCAAUUGAAUCUUCAGGUGUUGAAGUCCCAUCAAUGAAAGAGGAAUAUCUUGAUGCAUCUUUGAAACAGCAGUUAGCACAGAACACAUCCCAGUUGGACGACACCUUGCUUAUUUUAAAAUCCAAAAGGAAAGAAAUAGCUGAACAGCUUGAAAGGGAAAAAGAAAUUCUUGAACAGCAUAAAGACAUUGAAAUUUCUCUACUAAACAAAACCAAGAAAAUAGAGGAUACUAAAGAAAAUUUUCAAAGUGGAACCAGCAAGGUCAGGGAACUGGAACGAAAGCAGAGAAUUGCUGAAACACAGCUGAAGCAGGUGAUGAAAAAGUUGGGAGUCUUUCUGCGAGAACAUUUUCCUCUUCCAACCCUCGAAGAUGUGGAGGUUAAAAGAAAAACUGUUUUACAAGGUGAACAGACACUGGAUCCAACUAUAAAUUAUGUCACCCUACAAGAAAUGUUAGAGGAACUGAUGAAUACACAACAUGAUAGGCCUCAUGACCCGUACAUGCAGCUUCAGCCGCACCACUGGCCACCCUAUGUAGAGCUUCUGCUGCGCUGUGGAUUGGUGCUAAGACAUAACCAGGAUAGCAAUCAGAUCAAGUUAGAGUCAUUCAACGUAUAGCGUGAACACCAAUACCACACCCCCUUGAAAGCAAUCAGACCAAGUUAGAGUCAUACAAACACCAAUGCCAGUUUUUCAUGUAAAGUUUACUGAUAGAAAUUUGGAGUACAUUUCUCCAGUAUAAACUUAAUAGAAUUCUAUGGAACCUCGCUCUAAAACUUAAGAAUGAAUUUAUUUAUGAUUGGUUUAUUGAAUUCAUUGCUGUAAAAAAGUAAAAGGGGGGGAAGUCAGCAAUAUUGAGCAACAUAUGCUUACAAAGGCAAAUCUUUCAGAGAAUAGGCUGCUUUAGGGCGUGAUAGUUACAACAUUAAAUCAAAGAUUACUCCAUGAAAAUUCUAUAGAUUUACCCCUUGGCCUGCAAAGCAAGUGUAAGACUAAUGUGAGAUGUGCCCUACGUGAGACAAGAUGCAUGUGCCACGAGACAGAUGGGUAUUUCAGGGAAUUAGACUAAGAAAAACUUUUAUUUCUUUUUGAUUAGAGUUAUAUGAGAUUUACAUUAUGAGUUAAGAAUAAACUUCCAAACAUCAACUCAAAA
Messenger RNA from Nematostella vectensis (starlet sea anemone), 1625 nucleotides. Its product is annotated as centromere protein K. Gene Ontology annotation, biological process: mitotic sister chromatid segregation; kinetochore assembly. Lineage: Eukaryota; Metazoa; Cnidaria; Anthozoa; Actiniaria; Edwardsiidae. The transcript has 11 exons. The record is from RefSeq and is a predicted model, not a curated record. The coding region runs from base 251 to 1090 and encodes 279 amino acids. Gene Ontology annotation, cellular component: nucleus.